AUGCCAGUCAUCAAAGUGCCAGAGAUCAACGUGUCGAGUGAACCGACCCUACAAAGUAAAUCGCCUCCUGAGCUGAAAAGUGGUGCUACUGCCAACGAAAGCAUCGUUAAUGAGGAAAUCACCGAUGUGAAGGCAGAUAUAUUAGUAAAGAAGGUGCCAGAGUUCGCUAUGCCAAAUGAAGUGAACACAGAAAUUGGUUUCACAGAUGUUACGAGCGAAAGAAAAGCGCACCGAAAGAGCAUUGACAGUGAGAACAACGAAGCGAAGUCAGAGACUUCAGCAAGUGACUUGUCAAAGAUUGUAGAGUCUAAUAAUCCGAACAUGCAGAAGAACGAAGAAUUUGUUAGUGAGGAACCUGUGACGCGAAACGCCGAUGACAGUUCUGCCACCGGAGUGACUUCAUGGACUUCGGCAGAUAAGUCUCUUGAAAGAGAUGAAACGACAAAAGAUCCUGGGUUUGACGACCCCAACAAGGGUCCCUCGGAAAUCUCUGAGGCUCGCCUUGAUGGCCAAACAAAAGAGAAUACAGAACAGCAUACCGCUGUGGAUGAUGUCUCUGCGCAGGGAAAAGAGGAAGCGGCGUUCGAGCGCACAAGUUUGAGAAUUAAAAUGGCGAAGAGGUUUGCAAAUGCCGAUUCUUACGAUGAGCUCGAUGAGGAUAACGAGACAGCCAGCACCGGUGCAGAGAGUGCGGAAAGCGAUACAAUAGAACUGCUACGCUCUGAUGAUGCGACGCAAGGUGACAGCGUCGAAGAGGUUGACAAGGUCUUUAAAACCAUCGAUACAGUCAGCCUUGAAGACAUCACAAAGGAAUGUGUACAAAUCAGCGAUUCACGGGAUACCAAUGCGCUGAACGAAGAGCCACACAGCAACCAAGAACAAAGCGUGGGGGAACGUACACAUGAAACGUCUGUAGAGCAGGAAUCCCUCGAUCAUUUCGCUGAUGAUACGAAGAACCAUGGUACACAUACAAGCACCUCAGAAGGCAAUGCACUCGAGACGGUCCCUGCAGAGUUUUGUGAAGCAACCGAGGAUGACCACACUGCCGAGCUUGCAAAGGGCAGCGAAGGCGUUUUAAAUAGCCUCCUUGUGGAGGCAGAUGGCGGCACCUCGGAAGCUCUCAGUAAAGGAGGGAACGCGCACGCGCCGGAGUCUGAGAAACGAUCAUGCGAAGGAACAGAUGGGCGCAAUGUGACGCCAGAACAGUUUUCAACCGAAGACCUCGCUAACGUUAUCGACAACAGUGAAGGUCGUAUGACACUUACAAAUACUCGGUCUGAAGAAGAGAAAGGAGACGCGCUCGACCCUGAAAUUUCGGCAUCUCAAAACAUCGUCGAUGCCACAAAGCCCAGCGCGGUUGAAGCGUAUAAUUUAACUACUGCAGGUAGUUCACUGAGCUACCAUUUCGCGCGAGAAACCAAAGACGACAGGUCGUCAUUACUGGCGUAUGCAGAGGAGGUUGUGUCGACCGUUCUGACAAUGUGCAUAACGUACCUGGAAGAAAAUGACCAAGAAUGGAGGACAACAGAGCUGGUGGAUCACGAGUUGAACGCUCACGUGGAAAGCACAACAGAGAAAGCUACCAAGACUGCUUCGGGUGAUGACGACGAAGAGCAUGGAGCGUCUCUUCUACAGUCGGAUUACGCAAACGAAGGACCUUCUGGUGGUGACGUCUUCGAGCCGAUUGUUUCAAGACAAUCUGCUUUUGAGGAAGCGGUACCGCUGGCUGACCAACAAUACCUCAACACCAAUCGUGAUCUGAACCAGGCAGUGCCGAUUAUUUCAACCUCUGCCGAGAAGGCGGAAGAUUCAGGCGAGAUGCCGAGUUCUGCACUAAUCAGCGAGAAGCAAGGCGAAGCAGAAAAUGAGAGGCAAAUUGACGAAACGGCAACAAAGAACAAGACGGCAGACAAUGCUGAAAGUGACGUGCCGCUGAAAAGCGCAGAAGACGCCAGUGACAACACAGCGAGUAUCUCCGAAGCGUUAACAGAGGACGCCGGGUCUAGUGAGACUCACAGCUCCACAUCUGGAGCGAAUAAGAAUCAAAUUCCGGACCAGGUUGUAGUGCAAUCAGAUCAAUCAGAGGAGAAGCGGGGCGAAGAAGAAGAACCUGUGGUAGCACAUGCACCCGACUUCGCCAGCAGUGACACUACCGCAGAAGUGUCAGAGACGCGGCGAAACUUCGUAGAGAGUGACAGCAAGGACGACAGCGAAGAACCUGAGCACAUCAUUGUAAUGACGGCACCUUUAACAAACCAAGAAAGUAAGCUGCACGAAGAGUCGUUCACGGAAAGUGCAGCCUGCGUCAGCGAAAAGGAGUUUGAACGUUCAGUAUCCGAGGUGCAAGCACAGGGAGGUGACGACAGCAGAGUAAAGGAAGAGGCUGAGCACGAAACGGCAGCCAACAGUUUUAGUGAGUCUUCCGCGACAACGGUUUCUAUGAAGACAGAAGAUUCAGGAAAAAGCGUGUCGGUGUAUUCCUCGAGAGCAAGCCAGCAGGCAUCAGACCCUGUUCCAGCCAACGAAGUGAAUAAGGACAACUCCGGUACUGAGAACACACGCGAAGCUGAUGUUGAGAACGAGUUCCAGUUGAACAGGCUGAAGUCGGUACCGAAGGACCCAGUGCCAUCACCACUAAGGACCAUGUCGACAGUGCAGAUGCGGAAGGCUUAUCUGAUAAACUGCAACAGAAUAUCGGAGUGA
This is a messenger RNA of Rhipicephalus sanguineus (brown dog tick), 2703 nucleotides long. RefSeq names its product microtubule-associated protein futsch-like. Bases 1 to 2703 code for a protein of 900 amino acids. The record is from RefSeq and is a predicted model, not a curated record. The transcript is spliced from 2 exons. NCBI's taxonomy places the organism in Eukaryota, Metazoa, Arthropoda, Arachnida, Ixodida, Ixodidae.